AUGCCCGCCACACAGAAGGAAAUGCAAGAUGCCCGUCUCCCACUCGGGUACCGUGAUUUCUGUGCCGACCUCUUGAUCCCCUUGAACAAGUGCCGUUCCGAGACUUACUACCUUCCAUGGAAAUGCCAGGAUGAGCGCCAUGUCUAUGAGAAGUGCCAAUACGAUGAGUAA
Messenger RNA from Gamsiella multidivaricata, 171 nucleotides. RefSeq names its product B18 subunit of NADH:ubiquinone oxidoreductase. Gene Ontology annotation, cellular component: mitochondrion. The transcript has a single exon. The record is from RefSeq and is a predicted model, not a curated record. The coding region runs from base 1 to 171 and encodes 56 amino acids. NCBI's taxonomy places the organism in Eukaryota, Fungi, Mortierellomycota, Mortierellomycetes, Mortierellales, Mortierellaceae.